Messenger RNA from Ceraceosorus guamensis, 1701 nucleotides. RefSeq lists its product as hypothetical. The record is from RefSeq and is a predicted model, not a curated record. NCBI's taxonomy places the organism in Eukaryota, Fungi, Basidiomycota, Exobasidiomycetes, Ceraceosorales, Ceraceosoraceae. Gene Ontology annotation, molecular function: mRNA binding. Gene Ontology annotation, cellular component: Ubp3-Bre5 deubiquitination complex; cytosol; ribonucleoprotein complex. The transcript is spliced from 4 exons. The annotation marks the transcript as partial. Gene Ontology annotation, biological process: protein deubiquitination; ribophagy.
AGAUGAGAGAUCGAUUGAUGAUGAUGCAUUUGUGAGGAAGUUCGAUCUGACUCAAGACUGCAUCUCGCACCUUUCAGCGAUCACCUCGUCCAAGCACUCAUCCUAGAGACAGAAUUCUCUCUUCUCCACCAAAAGCUCAACAGCCGACAAGCCGUUGCAGACUCACGCAUACACCUGCUUCUCAUUCUUCUCACGCCGUCACAUUCUCAUCAGCCUCCCACCGCAUCGCACUGCACUUGAGCCUUUGCUAGUCACAAACAACGUCGUGGCAUAUUCGCGGCUUAUUCUCAGCACAACAUCAUGUCUUCCUCCACCGCUGUCGCCAAUGGCAGCGCCGGUAACGGGGCACCAGCAGGUGGUGCUGCCGCGCCUGCCUCUUCGGGUACCAAGCAGACCGUUCAGCCUUCCGAAGUUGGCUGGCUCUUCGUCCCUCAAUACUACACCUUCCUGAACCAGAAUCCGGAACGCUUGCACUGCUUCUACACCAAGAAGAGUACACUCAUUCACGGGAACGAGCUGGAGGAGGUGCAGCCUUGCUUUGGACAACAGGAAAUUCACAACAAAAUCUCUUCCUUGGGUUUCGAGGACUGCAAAGUCUACGUGUCCAACGUCGACUCUCAAUCUUCCAUCUCCGGCGGCAUUGUCAUUCAGGUUCUAGGCGAGCUAUCGAACAAAAAGGGUCCGUGGCGCAAGUUCGCUCAGACUUUCUUUCUAGCGGAGCAACCCAAUGGCUACUACGUCCUGAACGACAUCUUCCGUUUCCUAAGCGAGGACGAUGAUGCUCGCGAUGACAUUGCACCCGAGGAAGCCGAUGCUGUUGCUGCUCCCAACGGCGCCGUCUCUGCUGCUCCUGCCGAGGAGGCUGCUCAGCAAUCGCCCGGAGAUGCGCCGAUUCCUGCCCCUGCAGCGGCAGUUUCCGAGCCCGCUGGCGAAGUAGAAGCUGAAGUGGCGGCUGUCGCUGCUGAUGCUGCAGCUCCUGCAGUCGCUCCGGACACUGACGAGGCUGGCGCUGCCCCGGCCCCUCCACCUGCCGAGGGAGCUGGGGCAGAGCCGGCUGGCGUUGCUGCCGCUGAAGCUCAGCAGGAACAGCCGGUCGCCAGCGCUCCCAUCGAACAGCAGACGGAGCCUGAGUCUGCGGAGACUAAGCCUGCUGCGCCUUCCGCACCCAAGACCUGGGCCAAUCUCGCUGCAGCCAACGUCAAAGGAUGGGGGUCGACCGCUUCGGAGAGCCGCGGAGUCUCCACUUCUCGACCUCCUGCCAACGUAUCCACCCCUGCCACCGCCACGACCAACAACGCCCGACCUCAGGCUGCGAAUGGCACCCGAACUUCUGGACAGCAGCCUGGCACCUCUGGUACCUCUGCUCCGCAGAUCCAUGGAGGCGUCUUCAUAAAAAACGUAAUUAUGGAUCAGAUGCCCGAGGAGGGAUUGCAAGCUGCGUUAGAGAAGCAAUUCGGGCCUAUGAGGGAGUGUCAAAUCAUCCCUUCGCGAGCUUGCGCUUUUGGAGAGUUUGUCAGCGCAGAGCAGGCACGUCGUGCCAUCGCCAUGAGCGUUCGCGUGUCGGAAGGAGGACAGGGCGGUGUGCCUGUGGGGAACAACGGCUGGACUGUCACUGUCGAGGAGAAACGCAAGGUAGGCGACAGACCUCCUCCCACCAAUCGUGGUCCCAUUCGCGGUACUGGACAAGGAGGUGAUCGUGGU